AGUGAGUAGAUGACGAUUCUGCCAAAGCCUGCUCGUCCAUGGGCACUCAUAGAAUACAUGGACCUGUGUUUCGCACUCAUCACAGAAAGGGCAGGCGUCACUUUGCAUUGGAUUCCACUUACUCACCUUCUCUCUUAGUUAAACAAUCUAAGUUUGGUUACUAGUUUUUACCUUCUGUUAGUCUUCGUUAAUGGUGCAAGCUUUUUGCUGACAUGACUAACAAAAGUGCCUAACAAAUCAAUUUUAAGAUGAAAAACCAAAUCUCGACCCGCCACAUAAAAUGCCCUUACUCAACCCAACUCGUGGCCCUUCUUCCCCAACCCCUUCUCUCUUGCACCACUUCCACUGCUGGCUGUAAUGAUCCCCUCAAGCUCGGCGUCUUGGAGCUUUCUCUCAAGCUCUCAACUUCCUAAACUUCCCAACUCAGCCGACGAAUCAGCCAUUUGCUUUGUAUCAUUCGAUGCUUAUACGAUUCCCACUUGGAUCUCACCGAAGAAACCCUCGCUCUGGUGUGGUGCUAGAAAUCGAAGCCAUGUCCAUUGUCGAGAUGCUUUACAACUCGCAGUUCAUCAUGCCUUGGUGCAAUAUGUGGCCAGAUUUUGGUGGGGUGUGGUCGCGAAUUCGAUGGAUGUCCAGGCGCAGUAUGUGCAAGAGUAAGCAUGAUGGGGGUAUGGGAUUUCGUCGAUUCAAGCACUUUAAUCAGGCCCUUUUGGCUAAAAUUGGCUGGCGUAUCCUUAUUGAACCUCAGUCCCACUUAGCACAGGUCUACAAAGGGAAGUACUUUCCUAAUACCACAUUCCUCAAUGUUACAGCUCGUUCCCACCCAUUUUGGGGGUGAUAGAGUAUCCUCUACGACCAACAAUUAUUAGAAAUGGGGUUACGCUGGCAAAUUGGUAAUGGUCGGACGACGUCUCUGAUCCAUUCUAAUUGGAUACCUCUGGUGCACCCCUUUCCCUUAAUUUAUGACCCCCUGGUGCUCUCUCAAGAUGGGGGACCGAUGGCGGUUGAAAUUAUCUGUCCUAGGGAGGGGCAUUGGUGUGACGCGAAACUUAGUCAGUGGUUUGACCCGCCAACCUGUCGAGCCAUAAAAACUAUUCAUCUUCCUCGUCAAAAUGUUGUCGAUAAGCUGAUCUGGCAUGAUACUGCUUAUGGGGGUGUUCACUGUUAAAUCUACCUACCAUUUUGCCAUCUUACUCUAUAAACGGAGGGGUAACUGGCGGUCCAUGGCAAGUUGGAUGGAUAGGGCUAGCUGGAUUCGGUUUCAAGAUGCCAUUAUUCCUCCCAAAUUGAAAGUGUUUGUCUGGCAAAUUUUUAACCGCAUCAUUCCAACUACUGAAGCCCUAAUCGAGAAGAAUGUUUCUGUGCUUCCCAGAUGCUCAGUCUGCUGGGCCGCUUCAGAAACAAUGGAGCGUUUAUUUCUGGAUUGCCCAGUGGCUCGUGUCCUUUGUGACCUUUCGGGUUUGGAAUAUCUUAGCCAAGGGUUGCCUCGUCAUACCUUCCCGCUUUUUCUGAAAAGGCUGCUGACUCUUAUAGAGCAACUUCCUUUGUUCAUGGCGGUCGUUGUUUUCCUGUGGAGGAUCUGGCGGUCCCGUAACUGGGUGGUCUUCGAGGGUAAACAGUUCGGGAUCCUGGCCUUGAUGCAGCAAUUUAGUCAGCAAUAUGAGGAGUGGGUCAGGUUGCCGGUAAACCGUGUUACCCGUCUUUCUUUCGUUCUACUACAUCCAUUAGGGCAUGAUGGGGCUAGUUCGAUGGUUUGUAUGUGGGAUGGGGCAACUAGGAGUGGGUUUCACUUGACAGGCGGGAUGGUUAUUAUGAGUCACGAUAAAGAAAUCCUAUUGGUUAAAGGGGUCAUGUUUCCUUUGAUUGAUGACCCCAUGGUGGUCGAGUUGCUUGGUCUCUGGGGGGCUAUUUUAUUCCGUUACGAGAAUGAAAUGACGCCCCCAACUCGACUCGAGACCAAGACUCCUUACAACUCGCACCAAUAGCGGCACUGAACGGCCGGAGAUUGAUUGAAAAGGCUUUAAGCCCGCCGUCCUGGCUUCCGGCAGCAGAUUAACUGCUAGCUCGGCCAGAGUGGGACCAUUUUGCAGCCAACGGUCCUCCCAAAAUAAGGCUUGCCUUCCACUGCUGACAUUCCACAUAGUAGCUGCAGGUAGAUGGUGGAUCACCCGGUUUACUCCUUUCCAUAAGUUCGACAUCCUCCCUGCUGAAAGGAGAGGUUAUCAAUAUGCUCGACUGAAAGGUGCAUGGCAUGUGGCUUCACAGACAUGCGAUUUGAAGGAGAUGCCAAGGUGGUCAUCGAUAAGAUCAUCCUUGUUGAUACCAGAGAUAACCGGGUGGGAGCUAUUCUUGAAGAGAUCUUGCAGUAUUUUGCUUCCCAUGUUGGGUUUAGUGUUCGGUUUAAAGGUCGGUGUAGUAAUAGGGUAACACACUUGGUGGCUAGAAAGUCCCUUUCUUUGCACCCGACUAUGAGUCAUUCUUUUGAUUAUCGGGUCUGGCUGUCUCCUCGGGAGUAACUAGCUUUUGUUUGAAUCAAUAUAUGGUUAUCUUUUGUCAACGAAAAAAACACGAACCUAGGUAUCCCCUUAGAUUUUAACUUGGGCCUAUAUUUCUACAUCACAAGGCUACUCAUUUCAUGGGACUCUCUCACCCAUACACAGCUCGUUCCGUCAGCCAUGUUUCAUCGUAAGUAAUUGCGAUGGCAUUCUCGGCUUCAUCAUAAGUGAUCGUUGUCGAGUUUUCAUUAGUCAUUUCAGGAGGGAACUUUUUCAUCUUUCAGGUACUUCAAUCAAGCUGUCGUCAUCCUAUCAUCCUCAAACUGCAGCCAGACUAAGGUUGUCAAUUGUUCACUGGAGCAAUACCUCCGCUAUUUCUCGCACCAAUAGCCUUAGUUGGUUAACCUUCCUUCCAUGGACAGAGUGCCGACAAAGAGGUGGAUCUGACACUCAUGGAACAUAAUGAAGUUUUACAAGAGCUGAAACUAAAUCUCCAGAAUGCCAAAGCGUGAAUGAAGCAGCAAGCCGAUGCGAACCGCUGAGAUGUGGGGUUUGUUGACUAGGAGUUCCUUGUUUUUAGUAAGACUAGUGACUUCAAGCAGCUCUCACUUCUCACCCGAUGGUUGUCUUAGACUUUUUGUAAAGGGCCCCAGUCUUCCGUGAUAGCUCGUGUGGAACCUUUUCUUUCUUACGUAACUGCGGCGAAACAUAAAAAAAAGAUUACUGUCACAUAACAUAAGGGCCGGAAGUACAGUAACUCGGCCAAAAUAUGACACCCGAAGGACCCGCCCGAGGUGCAUUUAGUUAUCUUACAUGAGACUCAGGAUCUUCCUCACUCCAUGGCAUCUUUCACUCAUCUAUUCGGUCUCUCAACCGCCCUUAGGUUGUGUCUUCCAAUUCGUACUCUAUUAAAGAUAAUGACAUAUUGUCGAGGUUAGAAUAUACUCGAACUUUGUGAGAGGUUAUGAAAUAUGCUCGACUGAAAGGAGAGGAAGAAAGUCACUCGACCGAUAGGGCUAUCCUCAUUUCUAAUCUUUUCAAACCCUCUCGGCUCUGAACAUGCGGCUACUCAAUCAGUGGAUGAUGAUGGAGCUUAGCUUAUUAGUUGAACUAGCACCGAACUCUAAACCUAUUUAGUUAUGUAUUGUAAUCUCUCUCUCUUUGCUUUCAUCCGAUUCACCAAGGAAUCUUUUGGUCGCUUUUGGAAGAUUGCUUACUACUAGGUUGGAACAGAUUUCAACUUGUGGAGGCACCAUUUGUUACUAUUGGACAAAUUUCUCCUUUAGGGGAGACUAUGUGUUCCUUCGCCUCCAUCCUUAUCGACAACACUCAGUUUUCCACCCAGUGUCUCGAAAGCUAGCAUGCCACUUCUACGGGCCCUACCUCGUCACUGAACGAAUUGGUCAAGCAAUCUAGAAGCUCAUAUACCUCAACUCGUGUGGAGGGUCAAUGAAGUUAAGGGGUGUCG
Molecule: messenger RNA, 3963 nt
Organism: Linum trigynum
Lineage: Eukaryota; Viridiplantae; Streptophyta; Magnoliopsida; Malpighiales; Linaceae
Source: the annotation of a GenBank genome assembly